AGAGUCUCUGCUGCUGGGAUUCAGACCAGAUUUCCCCCCAAAAUUCUCAGGCUGUUUGCUUGAAUACCUGCUUACAGUGCUACACAAUGGGCAGCUUUGAGAAGAAAAAUUGAUAAUCUUCACGGAAGAGUAAUUUGAAUGAAAUUGCACUUGACAGCCUGUCUGCAAGCAAACAAGAGGCGCGAGGGAGCCUUCGCUAAGCUCCGAGGACUUGCCCCAGCCACGGCUGCGGGAGCCUCCCAGGGGCAGAAAAUCACCAGGCUCUCCAGCGUCUAACUGAGCUUUUGAUUAAUCCCGAGGACCAGAGCGUACCGAAGAAGGGUAGCCAUGGAGGAGAAUAUGGAAGAGGGGCAGACACAGAAAGGGUGCUUCGAAUGCUGUAUUAAAUGCCUGGGAGGCAUUCCCUACGCCUCUCUGAUCGCCACCAUCCUGCUGUACGCUGGUGUGGCCCUGUUCUGUGGCUGCGGUCAUGAGGCGCUCUCCGGAACGGUCAACAUUCUGCAGACCUACUUUGAGAUGGCAAGAACUGCUGGAGACACGCUGGACGUCUUUACCAUGAUCGACAUCUUCAAGUAUGUCAUCUACGGGCUGGCGGCGGCCUUUUUCGUCUACGGCAUCCUGCUCAUGGUGGAGGGCUUCUUCACCACCGGUGCCAUCCGCGACCUCUACGGGGACUUCAAGAUCACUGCCUGCGGCCGAUGCGUCAGCGCCUGGUUCAUCAUGCUGACAUACCUGUUCAUGCUGGCCUGGCUGGGGGUGACGGCCUUCACCGCCCUGCCCGUGUACAUGUACUUCAACCUGUGGACCAUCUGCCGGAACACCACCCUCGUGGAGGGCGCCAACCUCUGCCUGGACCUGCGUCAGUUUGGGAUUGUGACAAUCGGAGAGGAAAGGAAAAUUUGCACCGUCUCUGAGAACUUCCUGAGGAUGUGUGAGUCCACUGAGCUGAACAUGACCUUCCACUUGUUCAUCGUGGCGCUGGCUGGAGCGGGGGCAGCAGUCAUUGCCAUGGUUCACUACCUUAUGGUUCUGUCUGCCAACUGGGCCUAUGUGAAGGACGCCUGCCGGAUGCAGAAGUACGAGGACAUCAAGUCCAAGGAGGAGCAAGAGCUGCACGACAUCCACUCCACCCGCUCCAAAGAGCGGCUCAAUGCCUACACAUAAGCGUAGCCUUCCCGGCCUGUCCCGUUCCAACGCAUUGGUGUUCAACCCAGGGCUGCCUGACCACCGACCUUCUGAAACUAAAACGGAAGUGCUUCUCAUCAACGACACGGAGGGUGACUUAGGAAUCACCCGAACCCACCUCUUGUUGUCCAGCACUUCAUUUCCGAAUUUGUGAAACUGGUGUAAUCAGACCUCUUCCACAAGCUCCUAUCCAGCCUUUUUUCUUUUUAAAUUUUCUCAAACUCAUUUAAUAAUUCUUAAGAUCAAGGAUACUGGCACCGUCCAAUGCAGAGAUUUAGUUGAUUCUUAUCCACUUCCCUUGUGUUAUACAUGAUACCUUUUGCAUUAUUUCUUAUGUUUUGAAAUAAAAUAGCUUUUUAUACUUUUCGGUUUUAAUUUCGGUAACUAGUUUAACUACAGGUAACCUUCAAAGGGACCACUGUACACUCUGAACCAUAGAGAUGAUGUUCUGCCGACCCUUCUUGAAACACGGAGAUCUUGUCUGAGGACCAGGGCCACGUCACACUAGGCCCUGGUUAAUGUCUUCAUCAAUCUAAGGUGCAAUUUCUAAAUUUGUAAGAGUAGGUCAAAAAAAAAGUGCUUCUUAUCUUUGUUAACACUGUAUUUUUUCCUGAUGUACUGAAGAGGUAUUUCCCUCUGGUUCUUCAAGUUUUUGUUGUGAGCAUGUAGAAACCGUGACGCUAAUGCAUGGCCUGCCGCCGUUUUAAGGUUGUGACGCCAGGCACACCUUUUAAAGUGCAGUCUAGAGACCAUUUUAAUGGCAAUAACCAGUGUGGACUGUCUGAGAAGGAUCUCUCUGUGGCUUGAGCAGUGGCUGGAUUGGAACUUUAACAGGCUAACGUGGAACAUGAAUUACCUUCAUGAAGGCGGUGGAUGAGAAAUAAGCACACUCACCCCUCCGAAGUUGUUUUACCUACUUUAAAAGGGUUCAUUAGAUUGCACCUCUGUAAACUAUCCCUCAAAUGUGUAUGAUAUAUUUGAAAAGGCUUCCAUUAAUAUAAUAGAGUUGCUUGCAGCCUUCCAAUCUGUGUUGGUUUACCUGUAGUGUUUUUUAAAGUAUGGCUAGAGGCCACCGCACAGUGUAACCUUCCGAGGUGUAGUGGCCUAUUUGUGCUUUUAUUUCCAGUAAGUCAUUUUAACCAAAUGUUCAUUCAUAUUCAUUUAUAAGAAGUACCUAUAUCAAAAGAAUAAAAAAAAACUGCAAUCAGUAUUACUGGACCAAAUCUGGUGUUUGUUUUAACCUUGACUCUUGAUUAUUUCUAAUGCUACAAGAAUGCUGUAAAGUGUCUUUGAAAAUGCUGUCUCCUGGCAAGACAUUUUGAUCAGUGUAUAGAAACUAGAUAGAACUGUGCACUGAUUUGACCAUUGUGAAAACUUUUCUGGGUAAGUGCAUUUCUAAUAAACUUUAUUGAGUGAAACAAUCUUUGUACAAUGGCUAGUCACGCAUCACCCAUAAUUUUACAAGUUCUUGUAGUACAUAGGGAUAUUACUAGGGUUCUCUGUGGCAUGAAAAUGCAUCUGUAGUAUUAUUUAAUUAAUUUGGGGUUUCGCUUCUCUUUUUUUAGAUUACCUUACUGGUUCAACAUUUUCUGAUAUAUGCAGUAUUACAGACAUUCAGCAAAAGUAUUAAUGGGCUUCUUUAAAUUGUAUAUGAUAGUGUUUCAGUUCUGUGUCUUAACAGUUUGUGAUGAUUUUUAAAACUGUCUUUCAAACUUAUGUAAUGAUGUUGAUGCUUUUGCCUUUUUCUUUUUCCCCUGGUAUUAGAGUUUGUAUUUUCACAAAGAGUGCUUUGUAGCAGGCAUUACAAUUAAUCUGUUUUGUACAUAAAUGUGCCAACAGCUCGAUGGUGGCGUUUUUGAAAUGUAGAACCAAGUGCUUGCAAACUGUAAUAAAUACACCUGUGUACUUUGUGUACUUAUGAUUAA
Artibeus jamaicensis (Jamaican fruit-eating bat) is the source of this 3110-nucleotide messenger RNA. It is a transcript of the gene GPM6A, whose product is annotated as glycoprotein M6A. Gene Ontology annotation, cellular component: axonal growth cone; neuronal cell body; filopodium. Bases 328 to 1164 code for a protein of 278 amino acids. The record is from RefSeq and is a predicted model, not a curated record. The transcript has 7 exons. Gene Ontology annotation, biological process: neuron projection development. Lineage: Eukaryota; Metazoa; Chordata; Mammalia; Chiroptera; Phyllostomidae.